AUGAAUGAGACUGAUUUAUUGAGAUGUAAAAGAGAGCAAUUUCACACAGAAAUUAGAAGAAAUCACUUGGAAAAGAUAUUCAAUGUAAAAAGGAAAGUAUCAAAUUCAGAUGCCCAGAUUUCUGAUUAUUACACUUAGUAAAUGCAUCACAUGGGGAAAAUUAAAUUACUAGAUCUACUUAUCCUAAUUAAUGAAAAAGUAAAUAAACCUAUAGUUGAAAUGGUUUAAAAUGACCUCGGUCUUCAGUUGAGUAAGAUGCUUAAUUUAAAUGAACUCUAUUCUAAUUGGGACUUGUUCAAAAAUAUAUUGAACUAUCUAAACAAUUUAGUGCUAUUGCCAGACGAGCAUUUGCAAAACUACCCAAAAUUUAACGAAAUGCUAAUAUCUUUUAGCUAGCUAUUCAUUCUUUUGGAAGCUGAUAUUUUUCGUAAAGGUUUGUGUGUAAAGGGGAACGAUCAGAAUUAUCCAUUAGAAGCAGGAUAUGAUGAUAUAUCUCGAUUGUCGUACGCCUUUAUUAAAAUUGAUUAAAUCCUCAUGUAUUCAUCAACAACAUUUCAAUCAAGAGGAGAACUAUUGAGAAAUAAAUUGUUUGUGCAUUGUCUCUGUCAUGCCUUCCAUGUAUAUAUAUAAUAAAUUAUACUAGAUCCAAAUGGAUAAUAGUGUGCUUGAGUUACAUUUACAACUAAUAACAUCUUUGCUACAGGACUUGUACAAAUAGGAUAACGAUUGUCGAAAACAUGCAGAAGUGUUCCUUAAACCCAUUUGCAGUGCUUUGUCGACUAAAAAUUUGGAUAAAUUAAAUUAUUUAUUAUAAAUAUUGCUCAAUUUGACCUUUGUGGGAAUGCAUAAUGGAUAUGUAAAAAUAAUAAUUUAAUUAUUAGAUCAAUUCAAUAUUCAAAUUUAAUGGAGCUUUGGAAUUGAUGUAAAUAUUGAAUGAAGGCUUGAAUGAUUAAUUGACUUUGAGGAUUCUGGCUGAGAUUGCUUAACAAAGCCCAGCUCAUAUUGAGAUUUUGAUAAAAAAUGGAUUGCUUCAAUAGUUGAAAUUGAAAUUAUGUUCGAAUAAGUAAUUAUUCUAUUCAAGUGAUUAUUAUAGUAAAUUGGUUUAGAAUCAGGCCUUAUGGGUCCUAGAAUUCUGCAUAUGUGGAGCAAAACAGUUUUACGAUGUCAUAUUUGCAUAAAUAGACAUUACAAAUUUUGUUAUCCAAUUACUGAACUCUCCCGAUGAGUAGAUACAUGUUUAAGCAUGCUUUACUUUGUGUGCUUAUCUUUAGAAAGGCAACUUUUAGUAAACUCAAUAAUUGUGUCAAUCGAAAAUACAUCUAAAAGUAUUUUAAUUUUUGCAUUUGCAAAAUGUGGAAUUGAAAUAGGCUAUCCUUGAAGCGAUUAUUGAGAUAUUGAACAAGGAAAUGUGGUAGAGUAGUCAAUAUUCAUUGAUAUCUUCAUAAGAGAGGGAGAACUUACGUUUUGUUUUGGAGAGACUCGAUGAAGACCAAUCUAUUUUUUCAAUGAUAAAUAAUUUAUUGUCAUAUUUAUGA
This is a messenger RNA of Paramecium octaurelia, 1535 nucleotides long. Lineage: Eukaryota; Ciliophora; Oligohymenophorea; Peniculida; Parameciidae. The record is from the annotation of a GenBank genome assembly.